Cajanus cajan (pigeon pea) is the source of this 885-nucleotide messenger RNA. Lineage: Eukaryota; Viridiplantae; Streptophyta; Magnoliopsida; Fabales; Fabaceae. The record is from RefSeq and is a predicted model, not a curated record.
GUACGUUUUACAUUUCUUACUUUCAAUUUGAAUCCUUGUAGACCCAAUUUCAAAAACUGGCUAGAAGCAUGUCAAAUGAAGUGGACUACAAGAAGAUUGAAUUGAAGGUGUCAAUUAAUUGCUGUGAAGGAUGCAAGAGGAAAGUCAACAAGGCAUUAAGAAACCUUGAAGGUGUUUUGAACAUAGACAUAGACCCCUUGCAGCCCAAAAUAACAGUAUUGGGAAACGUGAAUCCAAACAUUUUGAUCAAAAAGCUUCUAAAAGUUGGAAAGCGUGCAGAAGUGUGUAGCUAUGAGGAAGCUAAAGCUGAAGUGGAAGAUAAACUAAUGGGAGUGUCAAAAGGGAAUGAAAAACAGAACACUAAGUGGAAACAAGAGAAACAGCCUCAUUCAUGUGACUUUAAAAUUGAGAAAACUAAGGAUGUCAUAGGCAAGAAAAAGGCUUCAAAAGAUUACAACAAGAUGACUUAUAACCCUUGUGGUCAUCAAGAAGUGAAGAAAGAAGAUCACCAUUUGCCUCCUCAAGAAGUGAACUUCAUGGUUCAUCCAAGCAUGGUGAACAUGAACCCAUAUAGUAACAUCAAAACUCCUCCUCAAUACUGUUAUAUUGCUCAGCCUUGUGCUGUUGCAGUACCCUAUUAUGCAAUUCCUUCAUAUUCAGCUCCUCCUCUGCCUCAAGCAUGUGUUGAAGAGCACCUUGACAUGCCAAGUUUUCAGCCUUCAUUUUUUAGACCAAUGGUUAGAGCAGGAGACUAUUUCAGUGAUGAAAACACCAUGGGAUGCAUUGUGAUGUGAACUUUUGCUACCCACAUUAUACACCAUGCGGCUUAAUAUAGAACAAGAGGAAAUAGGGGUGGGCAAAACGAACUGAACUGAACUGAACUUA